This is a messenger RNA of Acanthaster planci (crown-of-thorns starfish), 3281 nucleotides long. RefSeq names its product ras-related protein Rab-28-like. NCBI's taxonomy places the organism in Eukaryota, Metazoa, Echinodermata, Asteroidea, Valvatida, Acanthasteridae. Gene Ontology annotation, molecular function: GTP binding; GTPase activity. The record is from RefSeq and is a predicted model, not a curated record.
GCUCGCAUGUACAGUACAUGUACAGCAGUUGACAUGACCACAACACAUAAACAAGUCGCAGCUCUGAAGAUAGCCCAAUUGGGAUAUUUGUCGAAUAUACGAACAGUUUGCAACUAGACGUGAUGUUUGUAUGCGAAAACAGGAGCCCAACAAAAAUAUCGUGAGUACAUUUCGUUGUUCACUGCGAGGAUGCCGACACUAUCUUUUAUCAAGGGAUAGAGUAAUGCAGUCACACAAACACAUCUGUCUGUAGUGCUCGCCAUGGCUCGCCCUGUGGAGUUUGGAACCAAAUGUAUGCAUUUGUGACACAAAAUGUCAUCUGAGAUGCUUGUUGAUUACUAGCAUGAAGUAUUGAGAUUCUGGACGAGCCAGCACCAUGGACAUGUGCAUAUUUUGCGUUCAAAAGUUUAAGAUGUUACACCGCUUCAGGUGUUUGCUGUGAUGUUAGGAGUAUGCCAGGACUCAUUGUUUUAGAGGCUUUGCAGACAAAUAAAAAAGGAAACACCACUGCAGAUGUUUAAGCAGUUUGAAUUUAAGUUCUAAGAAUUUACACAUUGGCAUUUGAGACUGGACAAGUUUGACCAAAAUGUCCGACUCGGAAGGCGAGGGACCCCAGCAAGAGAAGCAGCUGAAGAUUGUCAUCCUAGGAGAUGGUGCAUCUGGCAAGACAUCGUUGGCUACCAGGUACUCCCAGGAUCAAUUCGGGAAGCAGUACCAACAGACUGUUGGCCUGGACUUUUUCCUGAAAAGGAUAGUUCUUGGAGAAGACACUCAUGUAACCCUACAAGUGUGGGACAUCGGGGGGCAGACGCUAGGUGGUAAGAUGCUGGACAACUACAUCUAUGGAGCCAAGGGGGUGCUGUUGGUGUACGACAUCACCAACUACAGCAGUUUUGAGAAUAUAGAGGACUGGUAUGCUAAAGUCAAGGAAGUAUUCAAAGACCAGGAACGGUUCCCUCACAUAGCUCUGGUGGCAAACAAGAUGGAUCUAGAGCACAUGCGGGCAGUGAAGGCAGACAAGCACCAGCGAAUGGUUCAGGACCAUGGCUUAUCCAGCCACUUUGUGUCUUCAAAGACGGGGGACACGGUUGACCUUUGUUUUCAGAAGAUAGCAGCUGACAUCCUUGGUGUCAAACUAACGCGAGCAGAAAUGGAGCAGGCAAAUAGGGUUGUGAAAGCCGAGGUGGUGAACUACAACAAUGAUCCAUUACCCAGACCCCCUUCCAACCAGACAAGGAGUUCAAUGUGCUGUGUCAUGUGAUCCCAUAAAGCAUGCCCACCAAGAUGGCUGAUCCACGCUCUGCACAAUUUGCACAUUGGACACAGCCAAAGUCAACAUCCUUUGAUUUGGGUCGUCUGUACCUCUGGAAAUUACCAUUGGUGUCAGCUGUUGGACAACCAGUGUCUGCAGAUUAAAUAACCCUACUUGACUUUGUCGUGGUUCUAAGCAUCUCUUGGGUGAAAUUUUCAUCAUCCGGACUCUUAAGAGUGCUGCUAGCUUAAAGGAUCCACCCUCUGUGAUUUGGAGCUCACAAUCUGCAGAACGCAUCUCCAUUUGAUAUUGAUUGCCUUUUCACUGUUCUGACCAAACUGGUCCAUGAUUGCGGUAUGCUCUCUAUGAAUUCUUUGUGUGUAUCUCGCUUGAGACGUCAGCACAGAGAAGAAAUUUUGAGGUUGUGCGAAUCCAGUUCACUCACAAGUUGUGGAAAUGACUGCCGAUGACCACAAUGGGUUGCUACAUACAUGUACGUGUAGUUACAUGUGUGAACUGUACAGCACAGACUACAAAAAAAAAGAACAAAAGUGCUUGCAAAGUACACGGCCGAAGUACUUUUCAGUUACUUUCCUACAUCAAACUUAAUUUGACAAAAAUGAUAGUGUCUGAUGUCUUACAUUAAUUUUGUUAUCUUAUCACUGCACACUGGUCUUUUGUUAGUCUCCAAGUUUCUACAUUGUCUGAAGCUCAACCAAGUAAGCUCUUGUUCACUCAACAGCAUUGUACAUACCUGUAUUAGACAAGCACACACUGAAAGUCUUGUCAAGUAUAAGCACACUUAACUGUUGUGACACUGUUUUGAAAAAGGCUAAGUAACACAAUGCAUAAAUCAGGAUUUACCUAUCCAAGAGAUCCCCCACCAAUAAGUGACAAAAUAUCACAGGGGGUCAAGUAAGCCCUUAUCCCCCAUUGGAUAAACUGCUGGUAUAGGGUGUAUGUUUGUCUCAAAGUUACUUCCUGAGGAAGCAAAAAGUACAUGUCCUUGCGGAUGAUUACCCUCUUUGAUCACCACUUCCACUCUUAAAGUGCGGCAGCAACGAAUUUUCUUGGAACCAAUUUUUCUGCAAUUUUAUACCUUUCUCCAGUGUAUGAAAAUAUUUGACAUCCCUGUUUAGUCAAAUGCAUUGAAAAGUGCAAUUUUGAAAACAUUAAAUGCUGCCCAUGCUUUCCUGGACAACUGAGGGCGCCUUUGUUGUGAUGUCAUCUAGGGAAGACAUUUGUGUGUGUGUGUGUGUUCAAAUUGUGAACCCAAAAUUAGCUCGAUGAACACGUGAGAAAGGGUUGCAUGUUCUGCAUACUUAAAUAGUGAAUCACCCAAGAAAAUAAUGAGACUACCAAAUCUAAAAUGUUUAGCAGUUUUCUGAAUACAGACCAAUGCAUUGUUGAAAUUGUCUCCCUUGGAUGACAUCACAAUUUAGAAUAUAGAAACCAUUAGCAUGAAAAUAAAACGGCAGCAAAAUACCUUUAAAAUAGUGAAGCAAAAAUUGAAAAUAAGGUUAACUGAGAUGUAAAAGGGAAUUUUUGAUUUUUUUUAUGCAUUGCAGCUACCCUUUAAAUAUAGAUGGAGAGCUGAGAAAGGCCAAACGUAUGAAAAAAGUAUUUUAAGUCCAGAGUGGAGCUAUCGUUCACGAUUCAGUACUUUUGAAAACUUUCAAUACGUACUUAUUGAAAAACUGACUCUCGAGACUUGGUUUUGUAGUUGACGAUACCUUUGUUUCAAAAGAAUUUAUUUUAUGUAGUUGGACUGUUAAUGUUUAGAGAGUACUUUGUAUUUCUUGAAGAUUUAGAAAAACUUGUUAAUACUCGAGAAGUGUUGUAAAUUAUGUAAUUUAAGUGGAUUGUGUUUUUAAAAAAUGCAUUGCCACGGUAUGACGGAUUAAAAGGGUGUGGAGCGAAAUAAGUUUUUGAAACUAACGAGCACAAUAUAAAUUGGAGAAUCAGAUGUAUAUGUUUUGACAAAAAUGUAUGCACCAAAUACAUGACAAAGGUUUGGAGAAAUAUUGGA